Molecule: messenger RNA, 1055 nt
Organism: Geodia barretti
Lineage: Eukaryota; Metazoa; Porifera; Demospongiae; Tetractinellida; Geodiidae
Source: the annotation of a GenBank genome assembly
CCCUGUCAGUUUUUGAAGCCAUCUCUUGUUUUCCUUUAGCAGGAACAUUUGCUAGCAACAUAGAAGAACGACGGCAACCGAAGACGAAGAAAAAUUCUACGCUAUGAAAUUUCUGCGUGAUUCGGUCAAUUAGAACACUAUUUCCGGCAAGGACAAAGUUCGAAGCAGCGCAAGAGACACAGGGAGAAAAACAACAGGCGAGAGUGUAGAGGGGAGAAUGUACGUAAGAUCUCUCGUCAGGACCUUGCAAAGAUGUCGUAGUUUGACGGCCGGAGGUGUGCCAGCAGCGGCCUUCAGAGGAGCGACAGCAGCAGUCACGACUACCCGCGGAGCCCACACCGACCUCCCCGUCCCAGACUUCUCCGCCUACAGAAACAGCUACGCGGAUAAACCCAACGAGGCGUCGUCUCGAGGGGAACUGGGGAAGAGAGCCGCGGCCUACAUGGUUCUAGGAGGCGGUCUGGCGGCUGGAAUGGUACCAACCAAAGACGCAAUAGUGGGUCUGCUGAGUACAAUGAGCCCCUCAGCUGAUGUCCUAGCAAUGGCAACGAUAGAGGUGGACCUCUCUGCCAUCCCGGAGGGGAAGAACGUCGUCUUAAAGUGGCAGGGGAAGCCCCUCUUCGUCAGGCACCGCACAGCCGAGGAGAUCGACGCGGCGAAGAACGUGGACCUCAGUACUCUGCGUGACCCGCAGGCCGACGACGCCAGAGUCCAGAGAGACCAGUGGAUGAUCCUCAUUGGUGUCUGUACCCACCUGGGCUGCGUGCCCAUCGCCAACGCCGGAGAAUACGGCGGCUACUUCUGCCCGUGUCACGGCUCGCACUACGAUACCUCGGGCCGCAUCAGAAAGGGCCCCGCCCCCCUCAAUCUGGCAGUGCCGAAAUACAAGUUUGAAACAGACACAAGUCUAGUGGUUGGCUAGAGAGCACGACACAGUAUUGCGUAUGUAUUACGCUCAUAGAGGUCACACUUUAAUUUACUGCAUGCUUUAUGUAUCGCCCACAGCACUAGUCAGAUGUAUCUGAGGUGGUUAUUUAUUGAAAUUUAUUGAAAUC